Sporothrix schenckii 1099-18 is the source of this 1518-nucleotide messenger RNA. Its product is annotated as battenin. Bases 1 to 1518 code for a protein of 505 amino acids. Lineage: Eukaryota; Fungi; Ascomycota; Sordariomycetes; Ophiostomatales; Ophiostomataceae. Gene Ontology annotation, biological process: regulation of intracellular pH. The record is from RefSeq and is a predicted model, not a curated record. The transcript has a single exon. Gene Ontology annotation, cellular component: vacuole; membrane.
AUGUCCCGGUCUCCGUCGUCCUCGGGCCUUCUGCUGCCGCUGCCGGGCUCGCCUGCGUCGUCGUGGGCGCUGUACCGUGCUCGCGUCAAGGCCCUCGUGACCGGCCGGACGUCCGUCUUUGUGUCCUUUUGGCUGUUUGGCCUCAUCAACAACGUCCUCUACGUCAUCAUCCUGUCGGCCGCGCAGGACCUCGUCGGCACGCUCCCCAAAGGCGUCGUCCUCCUCGCCGACGUCCUGCCGUCCUUUGCCACCAAGCUCGUCGCGCCCUACUUCAUCCACCGCGUGCCCUACGCCGCCCGCAUCCCCGUCUUUGUCGCCCUCUCGUCCGCCGGCAUGCUGCUCGUCGCCACCACACCCGCCACCGCCAGCGUGGCCGUCAAGCUCACGGGCGUUGUGCUGGCCAGUCUGAGCAGCGGCGGCGGCGAGCUGAGCUUCCUGGGGCUGACGCACUUUUACGGCCCGCUGAGCCUGGCGGCCUGGGGCAGCGGCACGGGCGCCGCCGGGCUCGUGGGCGCGGGCCUGUACGUGCUGCUGACCGAGUGGCUGGCCUUUUCGGUGCGCGCGAGCCUGCUGGCGUCGGCCGUGCUGCCGGUUGUGAUGCUGGUGACGUUCUUUGGGCUGCUGCCGCGGGGGCCGAUGCGCGCCACCACCGCCUGGGGCGCAGCCGGGCGGACCAAAGAACAGCAGCGAUACACGGCUGUUCCUGGCGCACCGAGAGCCGCGGAGGAGGACGAGGAUGACGAGGGGAGUGAGGACGGCGAGGACGGCGAGGAGAGCGUCGGUGGCGUCGGCGACGGCCGGUUUACGGCGUCCUCGGCCUCGGUUGUCACGGCAUACGCAGCGGCGGCAGCUGUCGAGGACGAGGAAGCGUUGGCAGCACGCCACCACCGCGUGCGGCGGCGGCCGCGGCCGCCGCUGCCACCAGCUGCCGUCUCGUUCCAGGCCAACGUGCGCCGCGCCCGCGCCCUUUUUUUCCCCUAUAUGCUGCCGCUCCUGCUCGUCUACAUUGCCGAGUACACCAUCAACCAGGGCGUCGCGCCCACGCUGCUCUUCCCCCUCGCCUCGUCGCCGUUUACCGAGUUCCGCGCGUUCUACCCCUUUUACGGCUUCUUGUACCAGCUCGGCGUUUUCAUCUCGCGCUCGUCCACGCCCUUUUACCGCAUCCACCGCCUCUACCUGCCGUCGCUUCUCCAGGUCGUGAACCUGGCGGUGCUCACCACGCAGGCCCUGUACUUUGACUCGUUUUUGCCGUCCGUCUACCUCGUCUUUGCCAUUGUCUUUUGGGAGGGCCUGCUGGGCGGCGCCGUGUACGUCAACACGUUUGCCGAGAUCAUGGAGACUGUGCCCGCGGCCGACCGCGAGUUUAGUCUCGGGGCCACCUCCGUCAGCGACAGCGGCGGCAUCUGCGUGGCCGGCCUGCUGGGCAUGGCCAUGGAGGUCGGGCUCUGCAACUGGCAGGUGCAGCACGGCCGUGACUGGUGCCGCCAGAUCCGGCCGAGUGGGCACGGACGGGCGUGA